Molecule: messenger RNA, 1340 nt
Organism: Trichobilharzia regenti
Lineage: Eukaryota; Metazoa; Platyhelminthes; Trematoda; Strigeidida; Schistosomatidae
Source: the annotation of a GenBank genome assembly
AUGACAUCAGCGCGUUUUCAACAAUUUUUCUGUAACACGUUCGAAACUAAUAGAUUUACUUCAUUUUUGUGAUCUUAUCGCAUUUCUUCCUUUUCAGAUGCCUGUAAGGAUAAAUUAAAUGUGGUGAACCAUUGUUGAAUUAUGUAGAUGGGCUGAACAUGAAUGAUUAACCUUUUUGAUUUUCCUUUAUAUCUUCAGAAUUCACUUUGUAUUUCUCCGUGUAAUCAUAAUAAAUAUAUUCUACCAGUUUUCCUGGACCCACGUUUUUGUGUGCUUCACUCAAUCGUAGUGGUUUUCGGACUACUGUUUGCUUUAACUCUUUCACAGGUGAAUCCGGUCCUAGUGCUACAGUCAUCUUUACGUUUGGGCAAAGUAUGAUUGCAAUCACAUUCAUGAAAUACUUCCUCGUAAGUUUAACGAUUCUGCAUUUGUUAGGUGCAGUUUCUGCGUCUUCACCAGAUUUCACAACUCAAGGUGAACUGGUAGACUACCUAUCCAAUGAGGGUUUUAUCAAAUCAUUGGCUGUUAAGGAGGCAAUGAUUCUUGUUGAUCGUAGAUUUUUCGUUAACCAUAAUCCAUACAAAGACAGUCCACAAGCAGUCGAACAUGAAUCUACUGCCGCUGCGCCUCGAGUGCAUGCACGUAUUCUUGAAGGUCUGAAAGAUCACAUGACAGAGGGUUCAAGCGUCUCAUGUGUUUUGUGCGACACUGGAUACUUAUUAGCAUGUAUGGCACUUUUUGUUACUGUCAGAGGUGCAGUUAUCGGAGUUCAAAUGAAAUAUCCGUUGACUAUGCUAAAUUAUGAUAAAUUUGAGAGAUGGAUUGAACAUACUGGUAGCGUUAAGUUACUGGGUUAUCAAAAAGACAAACCAUUUCUCCUUUACUCACGUGAUCAAACAACUGAUGAUGUUCCCGGAACAAAUAUUAGUGCUAUUUACUAUCAUGGAAAUGAUGAAAAUACUCUUAGAGUAUUAGAGGGACGUUUGAGAGCUGGUGGUCGUCUGAUUUAUGAAAAGACUAGUGGAAGCGGUGAUCCUGAAUUAAUGGUGGUAGAUAAAUUACAGAACGGUUCAUUGAAUAAAAGGACACUGACUGAGGUGUUGAAGGAAUCUGCUAAAAAAGAAGAAGAAGCAGAAGUCGAAGAAGGAAAAGAAGAAGAAGGAGAAGAGGAAGAAUUGGGAGGAUUGGACGAUUUAUUUCCGCCUCAACCUGCUCCUCCUGGAUUACCCGAUCGCGACGAGUUGCUUCUCAUCUCGUCACAAAUCAAGUGUAUUCCAGACGUCAAAGUAUUACUACUGUUAGUCUGUAUUGCUGUCAUCUCAUGCAUCCUGCUAUUGUAA